GCCUUCUCCAUAGUGCGAUGUGCGAUUUGGCGUUCUGAAAGCAGCCAGGAUGACGAGCAGCGCGAGGUACAAGAGCAGGGCGGUGAAAUCAGAAGAUGCAGAUGAAAAAGAGUAUGUUGGCUUUGCCACCCUCCCGAAUCAGGUUCACAGGAAGUCGGUCAAAAAAGGCUUUGAUUUCACACUCAUGGUGGCAGGGGAGUCUGGUCUCGGAAAGUCCACCCUGGUCAACAGCUUGUUCCUCACUGAUCUGUACAAGGACAGAAAACUACUCAACGCUGAAGAGCGCAUCAGUCAGACCGUGGAGAUCAUCAAACACACGGUUGACAUCGAGGAGAAGGGCGUUAAGCUGAAGCUAACUAUUAUAGACACACCAGGUUUUGGAGAUGCUGUCAAUAAUACAAAGAGCUGGAAGGCCAUUACUGACCACAUUGACCAGCAGUUUGAACAGUAUUUUCGGGAUGAAAGUGGCUUGAACAGGAAGAACAUCCAGGAUAACCGUGUCCACUGCUGCUUGUACUUCAUCCCUCCGUUUGGACAUGGGCUGCGGCCCGUGGACGUGGAGUUUAUGAAAGCACUGCAGGACAAGGUGAAUGUGGUUCCACUCAUUUCCAAGGCUGACUGUCUGACGCCAGCAGAGAUGAGGAAGAUGAAGGACAAGGUGAGGGAGGAGAUCGAGAAGUUCGGAAUCAAAGUGUACCAGUUCCCAGACUGUGAUUCCAAUGAGGACGAGGAGUUCAAGCAACAGGACCGAGAGCUAAAGGAGAGCACUCCAUUUGCUGUGAUUGGGAGCAACACGAUAGUUGAGGUCAAAGGUCAGCGGGUGAGAGGCAGACUUUACCCAUGGGGCAUUGUGGAAGUGGAGAAUCAGUCCCAUUGUGAUUUUGUCAAGCUGAGGAACAUGUUGAUUCGCUCACACAUGCACGACCUGAAAGACAUCACGUGUGACGUGCAUUAUGAAAACUACAGGGCACAGUGCAUACAGCAAAUGACAAGCAAACUUAGCCAGGAUAAUCGUGUGGAGAGCCCCAUCCCAAUACCACUUUCCACCCCGGACGUAGAGACAGAAAAGCUGAUAAAGAUGAAGGAUGAAGAGUUGCGGAGGAUGCAGGAGAUGCUUCAAAAAAUGCAGCAGCAGAUGCACGAACAGGACCUGUGAACGCCCCCCUGAGCAAAACCUGCUGAUUUCAACAUGUCUGCACUUUUACACAAGCGGACACAUAACACUUUAACAUCAUCACACUGAAAGAUUUUCAGUAGAUAAGCUAACAGAUGUAUUUGUAUGUCAAACACAGCACACAGAUAUGAAUGCAUGUGUCGAGCACUCCGUUAAAAGGGUCACUUCACCUGAGCCUGAUAUCUAAUACCAGGCUCCAAGUUAAAAUAUUUGGCAACACUAAAAGUUGUUUUCACACUUUUGUACAGUCCAUGUGAUGCUGUAUGACUGUUUCCAUGGCAAAGACGGCUGCUUUAUUCACAGCAGACAUGGCAAAUGUUGUUUUUGGUUUGCUGUUCUAUCCCAGUUUUUAUUUUAUUUUUAGUAAUGUGAGUGCAUGUGUGUGUGUGUGUGUGUGUGUGUGUGUGUGUGUGUGUGGGUGUGAUUUGGAUUUGGACAAAACAAGAGCACUGAGUGGAAUACUAAAUAUCUGAGCAAUUUUCUACUUUUAAAAGAGCUAUACCAAUAAGCUAUUACAUCUUGAACAAGGUUAAGUAUCAAAACAUUUGCAGUAUUAAAGCAUAUUUGUCUCUGAAGGCCUUUUCAGAGCACCUUAAAUUGCAAUCUUUGCUGUAUGUUGAAGAGAUUUUUCACUGAUCCAUGCAACCUUUUGUCUACCUUAAGGAUUGAACAUAUAUGAACGUUUUAUGUAAUUUAGGUUUUAAUAUAGCACUAAGGAUAAAUUUUCCAGUCUUAAAACAUUUAAUUAUUUAUAUUAUUUCACGAAAUGUAUAUCAGACAAUCUGUAUAUGUAAAUAGGUUCCGACAUCUUUUAUAUCACCUGUAGUUGUUGGUUUAAGAUGGGUGCAUUGAGAUAUUGAUUUAUAUGCCCUGUAUGUGUUUACUCAAGCUAUUCCUAUAAGCAUGACAAAUGCACCAUCUCCAAUUUAUCAUGAUUCCUUUGAAAAAUAAACAUCUU
This is a messenger RNA of Carassius auratus (goldfish), 2132 nucleotides long. It is a transcript of the gene septin5b, whose product is annotated as septin 5b. The record is from RefSeq and is a predicted model, not a curated record. Gene Ontology annotation, molecular function: GTP binding. NCBI's taxonomy places the organism in Eukaryota, Metazoa, Chordata, Actinopteri, Cypriniformes, Cyprinidae. The coding region runs from base 50 to 1156 and encodes 368 amino acids. The transcript has 12 exons.